CAAAGUGCAAGAACGUUGGCAAAGAGCCAUAGUGAUUUUACAAUAUUGAUUUAUCGUUCACACAAGCGGAAACGCCAGAACCAGUGAAGAAAAUACAUUAGAUUGUCAGCGCAGUUAAUGUAUGCUUGCCUCAUUUGAAAGAAAGUAUAUCGUGUCUCGCGUGUAAAGUGAUCGUCUUUUAACGCCAAUUAUGUCCGCUGUGAUGCUUAUUAAUAACCCAUUUGCCUAACGCCGGAGGUUGGAAGCGCUCGAUAAUGCAGUCUCAUCUGAACUAAGAAUACAGACACGUUGUAUGAAGCGACAAAGUGAAAUAGCCAUGUACUAUAGAUUAGAGUAUGGCCUUCAGUAUGGUUACAGAAAUGUAAGUAAUCCUAUAUAUAGUGUGAUACAUUGUUAUGUUUCUUCGUUUUCAAUGCACAGUGGGUGGUACUUAAUAUAAACAUCUAUAGCCAUACGCGGUUUGCAUUGAGCGUUUCGCCAUACAUUUCUCUUUAUUGGACGAUUCAUUGUCUGGUUUUACGAAUUGAAGAAAUACUCAGGAACCUUGGUUCUUGUUUUAGGAAGAGCCCAUUGUAUAAUUGUUCGUGGUUGCGCCUUCUGUAUUUACUAUAUUGUUGUAGAGACUGCCGUUUGUAAUAAUGCUUAGGAAAUAGAAUGAGUUAUUAAGCCUAUAGUAUAUAGUUAUAUUUGCUUUGAAAGCAAAUUGGAAUUAGCUACAAAUACAAAGCCCUGAGGUAUUGUUAUCACUGUAAUCCAGAGACCUCAGGCACGCUAUAUGUUUGUAUACACGUAAUGUUUGCGAUAUUUCAUAUAUAAAAUAUAGUUGUACUUAUAUAAGUAUAGUGAAGCAGAAUGAUUCACUUGGAAACAAUAUCAAAUCCCAGACAUAGUAGCAAGAAGAAUACAAAUAUCAUGCAUUGUCAUUAAAUCAUGCGUUUCCAUUGAAAUUCCAGUAUGUGGCGUCAGUGAUCCUGUUACACUACACAACCUUAGAAUAACCUAUUUGUACAGCAACCGAAAUUCAACAUUUUGCGCUUAUAUAAAAUGCAAAAUACCAUGGUCUCAUUUUGCCAUUCUGUUUGAAUUUUAAAACAAGAAACUGUAGAUUGGCCAUUUAAAACUUUAAAGGUAAUUAUUGUUCUCUAGAAAAUUCCUUAGAAAAAUUACAGCAAAAAAUGCCCACUUCAAAAUGGCCACUUUCGAUAAAGGCAAUCUUCGAUGAAUGGUAUAUCUACUGAAGAUUACAUUUUAUUGCAAUGGGUUUUCUACACAAUUCCUUUCAUUUAUAAACUACUUUAAACAAGAAAUCGCAAUCAUGACCUGUAUAUAUUCUCUUCCCGUUAUUAUAUUUAAAUUUCAUUCUUCAAGAGUAAUUUUUGGGGUAUGUUAAAAAUUUAAAAAUUGUAUAUUUUGGGGCAGAAGAAUAUGUUCAUCUCGUAGCUUUCUGGUGACUUUUUCUCGAACUUGAGAGAAAGAUAAGAGCUCUGUGGCAGAUAUUCUAAUACGACUGCAAAUUGACAGUAAAAAAUUGACCACCUGCCACAUGACCGGUUUCGUUGUGAAUUUAAAACAGCAAUAGAAAGUACGAUGCUAAAUGUAUAAGACUCUGUGCUUGUUAGCUUUCUAAAGUGAACUAAAUAAGUUGUUUAUUGAAUAAAAGCAACUGGACGGAUGUAGUUAAAUGAGCUUUAUGUGAACACUUAUAAAUAGGAUCAAAAGGUCUUGGCAUUCUAACAAAGGUCGCACGUUAAUGUGCACUUGUCACGGCAACUUUAGCCUCACGCUAUGUCUAUGAUUAUCUUUCAAUAUUCUAAAACGCGAGAGAGUUCUCGCUUGGGUUUCAGCGCGAAUCCUCAUCGACUACCAUCAACUUUGAGUUGUUUCCAAUUUUGAUGAGAGUUGUCGAGGUUUGACCGAAAACUUCCCAUAAAUUUUAGUAAAAAAAUUUAGUCCAAAUCCCUCGUCAUCCCAACAGAAAUGCAUCAAAAUCCCGAAAAUCGAGCUAAAAUAUCCUUUAAAAUCCUCGGAAAAUUUUGCAAAAAAUCCCUGAAUAAUACUACAGGGAUUUUGAAAUCCCAAAAAUCUUCGUACAAAAAUCUUCGUACACUGUAAUACAGCCCAUUGGCAGGAUUUCGAGAUUUGUUUGGAAGUGUACGAGGAUUUUUGGAGAAAUACAUCCUUCAGGGUUUGAUGGGUGAUAUUCAAUCAACUGUCAUGCAACUUUAGUUCGACCGUGGGGUAUGCGCUCUCUCGUGCUUGCCAACUCCCCUCGUUCUCAUGGUCCUGCAGGGAACGCAUGAAAGUAAACGGAAUUGAGUGCAGUUAACCGUGUGAGGGGCGCCCUGUGGGCCGGGCGGAUUUGCGCACGAUUGUGGUCAGAGCUCUUAGAACUGAUAUCUGUAAGACUUUCCCUCAUCCACUCUGGGGAACGCAUGUGUUCCGGGCGGAUUUGCGCACGAUUUUGAGUUAUUCUUCCUGUGGAAUUAUGGAUUGUGGUCAGCUCUUAGAACUGAUCUCUGUAAAACCUUCCCUCAUCAACUCUGGGGAACGCAUGUGUUCCGGGCGGGUUUGCGCAUGAUUCUGAGUCAUUCUGCCUGUAGAAUUAUGGAUUGUGGUCAGCUGUAAUAAGCAACUGGUCUCUGUAAGACUGCAGGCUCGACCCCCACCAGAGCGCUUAUAUACAGUAAAUUGUAAAUGCAUUCCUUGUGAAUUCCAUUCCAUUGGGGAAUUAACUUUCUAAAGAGAUUCAAAAACGUCGACUCGUUAUAUUUGUGGAAUCUUGUUUCCUCUCGAAAGCGUGGUUGUGAAAUAAUUGCUAAUAUAAACCUGCGUUUGAGUUGUUUAAAAACAGUCUUUGUUUAGUUGCCGGAAAAGUGGAUGAUUACGUGUAUUUGCUCCGGAAAAACGCAAAUAGAACUAAUGAGAUCUCGCACAAGUGUCUUUAACGCGAUAUUCGAGUUUAACUUUACGCUCUUUUAUCAAUUCACAGCAAAAUUCCGCAUUGCCAGUCGUAGAAUCAUGCAAUCUCAUGAAUGAGUGUCUUAAUUAGCUUCGCUCUAUCGUCAACGUCUUCGAAUCCUGGCAGUCCACUUGCCUGUAGGCGUGGGAAUUGCUUUUCAAAAAUUUGCGUAGCUUAACUAAAUAAAAUUAUUGUGAAAAAUUUAAAAUAAUAUAGAAGAGUAAUUAAAUAUCUAGCCGUAUAUCAAUAUAUUUUCAUUGAUUGACCCACAAUCCGUGUUUUUAGGAGCAUUCAUUCAUGCAUAUUUACUUUUACUAAUUCCUCAUCCAAUUUCCGUCCAAAUUUGACCGAAAUGUAAUCAAUUUGUCCUCGUGGCAAGGUCAAGAAUUGCCACAAAUGUUUGGAUUAAUACGUUCGAUGAAAUUCAAACCUCGUGGCGGUAUUAACAAAUAUAUUUUAGCUGAUGAGGUUUCCUCAAGUUGGUACAAUGUGUGAAAGAAGAGGGGAGCCUAACACCAAGCGAAUUUGUACAAAAAUAAAUUCAAAAUGGCUAACAUGUUUUUAACUACAGUUGGUUUUCAAGCGUCCAACUUUUUAAAUGUGUUAAACACGGAUGUUUCCACUUUAGGCACUUGAAAUUCUCAAGUGCAAAUCCUGUUUUCCCCACAAUAUACAGGAACCGAACAAUAUCUCUGACAGGGUUGACAACUGAAUGAAACACUCUUUCAUCUUGCGCUGUUUUUUUAUUACGCCUAGUAUAGUUUAGCCGUUAGCUUCUUCUAAUGAUCUCACGAGAAGCCGUUAGAUACUUAGAUCUGAAAAGUUAAGUUUUAGUUAUAUGGGAAAUUUGUUAUGGAUUUUGAAUUGAAUAAUGUUUUGUAUAUUUCUGAUGUUGCUGGUAAAGUGGUAUGAACCUUUUACAAUCUGUGUUUGUCUUUUUGAUCUCAUCUGACCAGAGUUUAAUGCGCUGUUCUUUUAUUUUAUUUUUUCGCCUCGUUGUGAGAAAGGCACAGGACUGGAUAGCUCUAUCAGUUCUAAACCGUUCUUCCUAGAGGUCCAGUAAGGAUCAUCCCUUAUUGAUUCAGUGACAGUGUUACUACUAAACCGAACUAACUUUAUUUAUACUGGAUAGCUCUAUUUGCUAUUAGUUCUAAACUGUUCUUCCUAGAUGUCCAAUAAGGAUCAUCCCUUAUUGAUCCAGUGUUACUACUAUACCGAACUAACUUUAUUUAUACUGGAUAGCUCUAUCCGUUCUGAACUGUUCUCCCUAGAGGUCCGAUAUUGUAAUGAUAUUUUUAUUGAAAUGAAAUGAAAGCAAAGUGUAAAAUUCAUUGUUUAAGACAAAUGUUGUUCCUUUCUUAGACUGAAGUGAAAAAUGAGGUGUACGUUCCAUCUGGUAAAAACAUCAUUAACGACAGUCCUUGGCCGCCAGACUUUGAGCCCACAGUCAAGGAAAUGCGGCGCAAGCUGUACGAGUUUGGCGGGAAAAGGGAAGGCUUAGACGAGCCUCCCCGAGAAGAGAUGCGGAAACUGAGGCAGUAUUAUGCUGUGAAGUUUCGAAGCUGGUUGAAGGAUGGCAACCGUGAUAUGAGCCAGUUGUUGUGUCAUUAUUAUGCUGUGGCCAAAAUGAGUAACCGUUGCUGGGAACGAGCUGUCUCGAUCAUGGAGAAAUACAGGUUGGCCUCUUUGCGCUCUAUAUUUUCACUAAACUUAUCAGUUAGCUCUCUCCUUAUAGAGGUCCAGUGAUGAUAAUUUCUCAUAGAUCCAGUGUUACUACAGGAGGAAACCUAAAUUAAACUAACUUUAUUGUGCUGGAUAGUUCUAUCAGUUCUAAACUGUUCUUCCUAGAGGUCCAGUAAGGAUAAUCUCUUAAAUGAUCCAGUGUUACUACAGGAGGAAAAGUAAACUAAACUAACUUUAUUUAUACUGGAUAGCUCUAUUAAUUCUAAACUGUUCUCUCUAUAGAGGUCCAGUAAGGAGCAUCUCUUAUUGAUCCAGUGUUACUACAGGAGGAAACCUAAACUAAGCUAACUUUAUUUAUACUGGAUAGCUCUAUUAGUUCUAAAUUGUUCUCUCUAUUGAUCCAGUGUUACUACAGGACUUUAAAUGCAUACAGGAUAGCUAGUUUUCUUCUAUAGUAACAUUUGAAUCUUGUAAGUAUUACAUUAAUAAAACAUUGUCUUUCGUAGGCUUGGUCUUCUCAAAGAUAUGAGUAAAGGUCUUCCCGUGAAACAAAGCAUCUUUCAAUUUGUUGAUCGUGGCAAUGAAGAAUACACAUAUGACAUUAUGUGUAAGGUCGAGCGUGGAGAAGUGAGUCUACAGGAGGCGAAGCAGAAGUAUCGCAUGAUCUUGGAUAAACGAAAGGCAAAAAUUAACACAGCCAAGAGAUUAUCAACAAUUGAAGGUGAGAAGGAAGAAUAUUUUUUCUGGUUGUCCGGUUUUCCUCCUCACCAAGAAUAGUAAAGCUAUAAAACUACAGAUAUGAAUUCGCAAUAAAUAAAACGAGACUUUAAUUUAUAAAUGGUAAAGUUUUAAUCUGUGUUAUACCAAUCAAGGGACAAUUUUAGAAAAAUCGCUAUAAUGGGCAGUAUGCCACCAUAUCAAUUUCUAUCUCUUACCCAUAGGAAAUCGUGAAGGCUUUGACUGA
Messenger RNA from Paramuricea clavata, 5606 nucleotides. Lineage: Eukaryota; Metazoa; Cnidaria; Anthozoa; Malacalcyonacea; Plexauridae. The record is from the annotation of a GenBank genome assembly.